This is a messenger RNA of Drosophila teissieri, 1287 nucleotides long. It is a transcript of the gene Rab30, whose product is annotated as ras-related protein Rab-30. Gene Ontology annotation, molecular function: GTP binding; GTPase activity. The transcript has 2 exons. Bases 469 to 1140 code for a protein of 223 amino acids. Gene Ontology annotation, biological process: Rab protein signal transduction. Gene Ontology annotation, cellular component: trans-Golgi network. Lineage: Eukaryota; Metazoa; Arthropoda; Insecta; Diptera; Drosophilidae. The record is from RefSeq and is a predicted model, not a curated record.
GAUGUUUUUUCACAUCUCUAAUCAAAUACCAUCACGUAGAAAUACAGCAAAAUUCUGUUGGUAAACAUAAGCAAAAUUAAGGCUGGUAAUUAAUGCGACAGCAUGCAACCAGUGGAUUGCCAUUUUGCAAGCAUAGUGAACCUGCCCGAAACGCUGCUGAAUGGAUUUGGGGCCGAUUCGCAUAGAUAAGCGAGUAACAAGCACCUACAACUGCUGUUGAGUCAUCAUAUUUUAGCCAAAUAAGCCAAAAAACAAGGCUAACAGCCGUUGGAAUCACCCAACUUGCUGCCCAGGUAGUGAUAGAGCCCCAGUUGAGCCACAGGUGAGAGGCGUUGUCUUCGCUGGGGAUGGCGUAAGCUGAUCCAACGAACCACCACCAGCCAUCAAAGUAUAAUCAGCACACACACACUUGCCCACACCCAGCCACUCAAAUACCCCAAAAACCAACCCAUUUUGGCCACAGCCCCAAUGGAGGACUACAAGUUCCUGUUCAAAAUCGUCCUCGUGGGCAAUGCUGGUGUUGGAAAAACCUGCCUAGUGCGCCGCUUUACUCAGGGCCUGUUUCCACCUGGCCAGGGUGCUACCAUUGGCGUGGACUUCAUGAUUAAGACGGUGGAGGUGGAGGGCGAGAAGAUCAAGCUACAAAUCUGGGACACCGCCGGCCAGGAGCGGUUCCGAUCCAUUACGCAAAGCUACUAUCGAUCGGCUCACGCCUUGAUCCUGGUGUACGACAUCAGCUGCCAGCCCACAUUCGACUGCCUACCAGACUGGCUGCGCGAGAUCCAGGAAUACGCCAACUCCAAGGUACUCAAAAUUCUGGUGGGUAACAAGACGGACAGGGAUGAUCGAGAGAUACCCACCCAGAUUGGCGAAGAGUUCGCCAAACAGCAUGAUAUGUACUUCUUGGAGACGUCCGCCAAGGAGGCGGAGAAUGUCGAGCGGCUGUUCUAUGAAAUUGCUGCCGAAUUGAUUGGACAGGCUAGAAGCAAGGAUGGCAGUAGUUCGGCUGCCGCGGCGGCCGCCCAACGCCAGUCGGAAGGCAGCUCCAUCGGCCUGGGGAGCUUCAGUGCCAAGGCAGCGCAGAGCAAUUGCUGUGGCGGACUCGCCAGCGGCGGCUCCAACUCUAGUCAAGCGGGCUGAGCUGGAAACUGAGCAGCUAAUCUAUAACUAGUUAGGGGCUAAUCGUGAUAUUCCAUUUAUCUUUUAUUACCAUAAUGCUCCCGCAUUCUAACACAUACAUUUGUUAUACGACUCGGUUACUCAUAUAUUUUGUUUUUAUGAGCAUGA